Molecule: messenger RNA, 438 nt
Organism: Limanda limanda (common dab)
Lineage: Eukaryota; Metazoa; Chordata; Actinopteri; Pleuronectiformes; Pleuronectidae
Gene: fgf9
Product: fibroblast growth factor 9
Exons: 4
Coding region: 1-438 (145 amino acids)
Biological process (GO): positive regulation of gene expression; regulation of cell migration; animal organ morphogenesis
Cellular component (GO): cytoplasm
Molecular function (GO): fibroblast growth factor receptor binding; growth factor activity
Source: RefSeq, a predicted model, not a curated record
AUGAGGGACUCCCUGCUGAAAGGUCCUAGUCCUCAUCCAGUCGAAGAAGGGGUCAAACAGCAGCUGCUUUACUGCCGUGUUGGCAUUGGCUACCAUCUCCAGAUUCUGCCCAGUGGCUCUGUUGGAGGCAUCCACAAACCCACAGAGUAUUCUUGGCUCAAGGUGUUUGCUAUGAAGCAUGGAGUGGUGGGAAUCAAAGGAGUCGAGAGUGGUUUGUACCUCUGUAUGAGUCGAGAAGGCCUGGCAUAUGGCGCGGAGCACUUUUCUGCUGACUGCUUGUUGAAGGAGAUCCUGGAAGAAAAUCAUUACACCACCUAUUCCUCUCUGUCUCAUCCGGGCAUCUACCUGGCUCUUUCCCACAAAGGAGACCUCAGAAAAGGUAGCAGUGUGGGCCGCCACCAGUCCUGCACACACUUCCUUCCUAGAAGACCGCCAUGA